Messenger RNA from Wasmannia auropunctata (little fire ant), 475 nucleotides. RefSeq lists its product as uncharacterized. The record is from RefSeq and is a predicted model, not a curated record. NCBI's taxonomy places the organism in Eukaryota, Metazoa, Arthropoda, Insecta, Hymenoptera, Formicidae. The transcript is spliced from 2 exons. Bases 89 to 409 code for a protein of 106 amino acids.
AGAGACAGAAAUAAAGCAGCGCACUCGGGACUUUUGUCAAUAUUGGAUAUUGCCUAAUUUUAAGGAAGUUACGCCCGAAUGGGAACAUAUGAUGAGAUGUUUGAUCGAAUCCCUGAAUUAUUAUCCCUUGUUAUACAUGCCUUUCAAAACGAUGGCAUUAUUCGCUAUGGAUACGUUAAAUAUAAGCAUGCCGCGUUUGUAUGCGUCAAUGAGUUACGCGGAAUGGAUUGCUUAUAAAAGCUGGAGAUUUAUAUUUGGCUACGCUUUAAAAUUCUCAAGCUUUCGAGUAAUUGCUAAUAAAGUAGGGCGUAAGAUAUUUGAUCAAGUGGGUAAUUUCAACCGAGAAAAAAAAGCAGAACUUCAGAGAAAAUCGGAAAAGCAGUUUUCACAGUUUUCUAUUAUGGACUAAUAGUGAAACGAUGUUGUAUAAAAUUUGAAAAUAUCUCUCAUUGUCAAUAUAAACACGCUUUUUUUU